Colletotrichum scovillei is the source of this 2582-nucleotide messenger RNA. Its product is annotated as phosphoglucose isomerase. Bases 799 to 2460 code for a protein of 553 amino acids. The record is from RefSeq and is a predicted model, not a curated record. Lineage: Eukaryota; Fungi; Ascomycota; Sordariomycetes; Glomerellales; Glomerellaceae. Gene Ontology annotation, biological process: glucose 6-phosphate metabolic process; glycolytic process; gluconeogenesis. The transcript has 4 exons. Gene Ontology annotation, cellular component: cytosol. Gene Ontology annotation, molecular function: glucose-6-phosphate isomerase activity; monosaccharide binding; carbohydrate derivative binding.
GAGAGGUAUCGUCGUCUCGUGUUCCGUUUUCUUCUAAAGCGCAGCCCUCCCACAUUGCUUAUCCUCUUGCUCUUGUCCCUUUCCCUCGUUCCUCUCCCUCUCUGCCUUGCAUUUUUCCAUCUUCUCUAACCUACCAACAUUGAUACCCCCAUCUAUCUAGCUCAUCCCCUGCCAUUGCCUUACUGAGCGUCCUUGUUACCUUAGGUACCUAGCUCUCUUCCACUUGCAGAAUCUCUGCUAGGUAAGGUAUUUGAGGUACAUUAGCACGCUUAGGUAAUUCACCUGGCGUCAUUUCCCCCCAAAAGGUCAGUGCUUUUGCUUCACUCGGUGCGAAUACAGCGUGCCAUGCCCCGCGUUCCAGCAGUGUUUUUGUACGCAAUUACCCCUCCACGCCAGACAUGCCACCUCAAGUUGAGCCCUCCCAUUGGCUGCUUUCGAGCUCUGAAAGCCGCACCCAUCCAAUUCCAUCCCACUUUCACUUCCUUCCACGGUUGCUUAGGUCCCAGUAGAACCGCCGCAACUCUCCCCGUCCUACUCCUCCCACUGUCAUAGUCAGUCCACGACAACACACACACACACACCUUUUACCUAACCUGACUUCUUACAUACCCCCUUUUUCUUGUUUUUAGCCUGAUCUCUAUAUACCUUCUCUUGGUCAAUUCGAUACCCAAGAGGUACGCUUCCCAUCACCACACCUGCAUACAUGCCCAUAGAAUCCCAUUGCUGACGUUCUCUUCCUCCGCAGAUCACCAUCCUCCAAUCUCUAGCUUCUAUCGACACCACUCCAUACCGCCCAAAAUGCCUCAAGCAUCCAGCCUUCCCGCGUGGGCCGAGCUCCAGGCUCACCGCGACAACGUCGGCAAGAACUUUGUCCUGAAGGAAGCCUUCGCAGCCGACACGGAUCGUUUCGCCAAGUUCAGCCGUACCUUCAAGAACUCGGCCUCGGGCACCGAUAUUCUCUUUGACUUUUCAAAGAACUUCCUCAACGAUGAGACCCUCCACCUCCUCGUCAAGCUCGCCGAGCAGGCCAACCUCGAGAAGAAGCGCGAUGCCAUGUUCGCCGGCGAGAAGAUCAACUUCACCGAGAAGCGCGCCGUCUACCACUCCGCCCUCCGCAACGUCGGCGACUGGGACAUGAAGGUUGACGGCGUCGACGUCAUGGGCAACAAGGGCGGUGUCCGCGAGGUUCUCGAGCACAUGAAGGAGUUCUCCGAGCAGGUCCGCAGCGGCGAGUGGAAGGGCUACACCGGCAAGAAGCUCACCACCAUUGUCAACGUCGGCAUCGGAGGUUCCGAUCUCGGCCCCGUCAUGGUCACCGAGGCCCUCAAGCACUACGGUGCCAAGGACCAAACCCUCCACUUCGUCUCCAAUAUUGACGGCACCCACAUGGCCGAGGCCCUCGCCAACUCGGAUCCCGAGACCACCCUCUUCCUCAUCGCCUCCAAGACCUUCACUACCGCAGAGACCACCACCAACGCCAACACGGCCAAGUCGUGGUUCCUCGAGAAGACGGACGGCAAGGGCGAGAUCGCCAAGCACUUCGUUGCUCUGUCCACCAACGAGGAGGAGGUCACCAAGUUCGGCAUCGACGCCAAGAACAUGUUCGGCUUCGAGAGCUGGGUUGGCGGUCGCUACUCCGUCUGGAGUGCCAUUGGCCUCAGCGUCGCCAUCUACGUCGGCUACGACAACUUCCACAAGUUCCUUGCUGGUGCCCACGAGAUGGACAAGCACUUCCGCGAGACUCCCCUUGCGGAGAACAUCCCCGUUCUGGGAGGUCUCCUGAGCGUUUGGUACUCUGACUUCUUCCAGGCCCAGACCCACCUGGUUGCUCCCUUCGACCAGUACCUGCACCGCUUCCCCGCCUACCUCCAGCAGCUUUCCAUGGAGUCCAACGGCAAGACCAUCACCUCUGACGGAACUCCCGCCAAGUACACCACUGGUCCCAUCCUUUUCGGCGAGCCCUGCACCAACGCCCAACACUCCUUCUUCCAGCUCGUCCACCAGGGCACCAAGCUGAUCCCCGCCGACUUCAUCUUGGCCGCCAAGAGCCACAACCCCAUCGGCGACGGUGUCCACCAGAAGAUGCUCGCCUCCAACUACUUUGCCCAGGCCGAGGCCCUGAUGGUUGGCAAGACCGCUGACCAGGUCCGCGCCGAGGGUGCCCCCGAGGAGCUUGUCCCCCACAAGAUCUUCCUCGGCAACCGCCCUACCACCAGCAUCUUGGUCGGUGGCCACAUUGGCCCCGCCGAGCUUGGUGCUCUGAUUGUCUACUACGAGCACCUUACCUUCACUGAGGCUGCCAUCUGGGACAUCAACGCCUUUGACCAGUGGGGUGUCGAGCUGGGCAAGGUCCUGGCCAAGAAGAUUCUCAAGGAGCUUGACGAGGCCGGCAACGGUGAGGGCCACGACGCCUCCACUGGCGGCCUGAUUGGCGCUUUCAAGAAGUACUCCAACUUGUAAUGAAUAAUGUUCCUCUGUCCUUUGGUAGUUUUAUAAAAUUGGAAAGAGAAGGGGUGGCGUGAAGAGCGGUUCACGUCCCGAUGAAGCUAGCAGCAUGCAAAAAUGAAGAAGUCUUGUCCACA